AGGUUAUUGUUUUGCAUUGGUGCGUUUCCUCGCGGUGCUGCUCGUGUUCGUCCGCAAAAUAGCUUUUCCAAUCGACUAAAACAUGGGAAAAUCGAAAGCAAAUCGUAUAAAGAAAAUCGCCGGGCCGAAAAUCUUUCUAGAGGAGCAAACGAACGAGGGCCGAGUGUCGAAGAAGUCGAAACAGCCCAAAAUCCGUUUGCGGGCAGAAGAAACCGACUAUGUGGAUUCGAAGUCGUCUAAGAAAAUUCUGCGCCAAGCGCGUAAACAACAGGCCGAGGUGAACUUUCUCGACAACUCGUUUGGUCCAUCGUUGGCAGAAUCGGCUACCGCCGCCAGAAAACGACACCGGUUGGAUGACAGACAAUCGUCCGACGACGAGUCGGACCUGGAGGAUCGUAACGAGCCCGAUAUUAAUGGAGAAAAUUUGUACGAUGAUCUUAAAAUCAGCGAGGAAGAUGAACGUGCGCUGCAAAUGUUUCAGCACAAAGAUGGGCCCAAAACGCGUACGCUGGCCGACAUUAUUUUGGAGAAAAUGACCGAGAAGCAGACCGAAAUUCAAACACAGUUCUCCGACAAUGAGUCGCUCAAGCUGGACAAUAUCGAUCCGAACGUGCGCGAGAUGUACAAAGGCGUGCGGGAUGUGUUGAAACGCUACCGCAAUGGUAAGGUGCCGAAAGCGUUCAAGCUCAUUCCCAAGCUGCGCAACUGGGAACAGUUCCUGUACAUCACGGAGCCCCAGUCCUGGAGUGCGGCUGCGAUGUUCCAGGCAACGCGUCUGUUCUCUUCCGGCCUUACCCAGCACAUGGCCCAGCGCUUCUACAAUCUCGUGCUGUUGCCCCGCGUUCGCGAUGAUUUGGCCGAAUAUGGUCGGCUGAAUUUCUAUCUGUACCGAUCGCUGAAGAAGGCACUGUUCAAACCGGCCGCCUUCAUGAAGGGCAUCGUGUUGCCACUGCUCGAGGCGGGCGAUUGUACUCUGCGCGAGGCAAUCAUCAUCGGAAGUGUGGUCAGCUGUACGUCCAUCCCGGUGCUACAUACAGCCGCUUGUUUGCUGAAAAUCUGCGAAAUGGAGUACUCGGGCGCCUGUUCCGUGUUUAUACGCAUCAUUUUGGAUAAGCGGUACGCGUUACCGUACCGUGUAAUCGAUGCGGCCGUGUUCCACUUCCUGAAGUUUGAACAGGAUAAACGGGAAAUGCCAACGCUUUGGCAUAACUCUUUACUUACGUUUGCUCAGCGGUACAAAAACGACAUUUCCUCCGAGCAGCGCGAUGCACUGCUGCAUUUGUUGAAGAAACAAACGCAUCCAAAAAUUACGCCCGAAAUUCGCCGCGAACUACAGGCUGCCCGGUGCCGAGAUGUAGAAGUAGGUCAAAGCUUAGCCCUGGAGGGUGAAGUGGAAUUCCAGGAGGAUAACGACUACACACCGAUGGAAGACGAUGAAGAGGCACAUGGAUCACAACAGCGGAUGGUGAAAUUUGCCAGCGGGCAACAGAACGAAGAAGAAUCGAUGGAAAGCGACGACGAUGAUGAUGCGGAUGAAGAUGAUGAUGAUGAUGAUGAUGAAGAGUUGUAGUAUCGGCAUGUUUUCAUACUGAAGGCAAAACGUCUUCUGUAAUAAACUCUAUAUAAAUGUAAUUAUUAAAGCAAAA
Messenger RNA from Anopheles stephensi (Asian malaria mosquito), 1646 nucleotides. It is a transcript of the gene bys, whose product is annotated as bystin. Lineage: Eukaryota; Metazoa; Arthropoda; Insecta; Diptera; Culicidae. The record is from RefSeq and is a predicted model, not a curated record. Gene Ontology annotation, cellular component: nucleolus; cytoplasm; preribosome, small subunit precursor. Gene Ontology annotation, biological process: rRNA processing. Gene Ontology annotation, molecular function: snoRNA binding.